Molecule: messenger RNA, 7784 nt
Organism: Ziziphus jujuba (common jujube)
Lineage: Eukaryota; Viridiplantae; Streptophyta; Magnoliopsida; Rosales; Rhamnaceae
Product: putative disease resistance protein RGA4
Exons: 15
Coding region: 93-3221 (1042 amino acids)
Biological process (GO): defense response to other organism
Molecular function (GO): ADP binding
Source: RefSeq, a predicted model, not a curated record
CUCUUCGUCUCACUUGCACAACAACUUUCAAUCUCCCUAUUAUAAGCUUUAUACACACCAACUUGCACUGUUGACUUCUAGCUUUCUCUUCAAUGGCAGAAAAUAUUCUCUUCAGUAUUGCUGAAGCAAUUGUUGGGAAGUUGGGUUCUUUUGCUCUCAAAGAAAUUGGUUUGCUUUGGGGUGUCAAAAAUGAUCUCCGAAAGCUUAACAGCACCAUGUCUACAAUCAAAGAUGUGCUUCUUGAUGCAGAGGAGAAGCAGACACACAACCAUCAAGUUAGAGGUUGGCUCACCAAGCUUCAGGUUAUUGUGUACGAUGCUGAUGACCUGGUGGACAAGUUUGACUUUGAAGCUUUGCGGCGUAGAGUGAUGCCUGGCAAUAAAAUGAGGAAGCAGGUAUGCAUUUUCUUCUCGAGCUCAAAUCAACUUGCUUUUGCGCUAAAGAUGGGUCAUAGAAUAAAAGAAAUUAGAGAGUCUCUAGAUGAAAUUAGAAUUCAAAGAGACUUUCACUUAGACAAGCGUGUAGAAGAGACAAAAUCAGUCUCAGCUAAAGCAAGAGAGACCUACUCUUUUGUACGCGAGGAAGAAGUAAUUGGGAGGGAUGAUGAAAGAAUGAAAAUCUUGCAACUUUUGUUGCAGGAUGAUGAAACUAAAGAGAAUGUCUCCACCAUUACCAUUGUUGGUAUUGGAGGACUAGGAAAAACAACACUUGCUCAACUUGUUUUCAACGAUGCCAUGGUCCAAAAGCAUUUUGAGCCAAGACUGUGGGUAUGUGUCUCAAAUGUCUUUGAAAUGAGACCAAUUGUUGGCAAUAUCAUUAAAUCUGCCACCAAUAGUAGCCCAGAUCAACAUCUUGCAAUGGAUCAGUUGCAAAAUUUGCUUAGGAAACAAAUAGAUGGAAAGAGAUACUUUCUUGUGUUGGAUGAUGUGUGGAAUGAAGAUCGUAAAAAAUGGCUUGAGUUAAAGUCUUUGUUAAUGGGUGGGGCAAGAGGUAGCAGAAUUCUGGUAACUACUCGCAGUGAGAAUGUUGCCAAGUUAAGCCAUACAUUAGAUGACCAGCCAUUUAAGUUAAAUGGCUUGGAGAAUGAUAAGUCAUGGUCUUUAUUUUCAAAAAUGGCCUUUAGGCAAGUUCAAGAUCUGAACAACCCAAAGAUUGUGGAUUUAGGGAAAGCAAUUUUAGAAAAGUGCAAGGGAGUUCCUCUUGCCAUAAAGACCAUAGGAAGUAUACUAUACUUCAAAAAUCCCGAAACUGAGUGGUCCUUCUUUAGGGAUAAUGAACUUGCAAAAGUAACUCAGCAAGAAGAUGAUAUUAUACCAACACUCAAGCUAAGUUACAAUCAUCUCCCUUCUUAUUUGAAACAUUGCUUUGCUUAUUGUAGUUUGUUUCCAAAAGAUCAUGAGUUUGAUGUGCAAAUGUUGAUACAUUUGUGGAUGGCACAAGGUUUUAUUAAGGCAGACCAAAACCAGUUUCCAGAAGAUAUUGGUUAUGGAUAUUUUUUGGAUCUACUAUGGAGAUCCUUUUUUCAAGAAGGAAAGAAAGAUGGUUUUGGUAAUAUCAGGAGGUGCAAAAUGCAUGAUCUCAUGCAUGAUCUUGCAAUGUCAGUGGCAGGAACUAGUAGUGUCUUGAUAAAUAAAGGUUCUAUCAGUUCUAGUGAAAAUCUUUUUCAUGUAUCUUUUGAUUUUUCACUAGGUGGUACAGAAUUUUUGACAAGUGUAUCGCCCUUGCUUAAACAUCAUUAUAAGCUGCGGACAUUAUUUGUUCUUCCUACAUAUUUAGGUCAUGAGCAAGAUUUGACACUGAUAAACUGUAUGGAAAAUUGUUUGAAAUUUAAAUUAUUACGGGCACUUGAUUUGAACAGAUUUUAUUCUAUAGAGAAGCUACCAAAUAGUUUUGGAGAAUUAAAACAUUUGAGAUAUCUUGAUCUUUCAAAUUUUGAAAAUAUCCAAAAGCUGCCCAAUUCUAUCACCAACCUGCAUAAUUUACAAACAUUGAAUCUUGCUGAGUGUGAAGAGUUAUCAAGUUUGCCAAGAGAUAUGCAUAAACUGGUCAGCCUGAGGCAUCUUUUGUUGGAUGAGUGUUCGAGUCUGAGUCAUAUGCCAAGUAGACUUGGAGAACUGACUUGCCUUCACACAUUAAGCAGAUUUGUUCUGCCAGGUCAUGACGUCAGCCAGUUGAGGCCAAGGAAUAAGAGUAUUGGUGAGGUUGGUGAAUUACGCAACCUUAACAGUUUGAGAGGUAAGUUAUCCAUUGAGAAUUUGAGACCUGAUAUUGAUGAAUCAGAUACUGCAAAUUUACAAGAGAAGCAACACCUGCAAGAGUUAAAAUUAUGGUACUUGAAGUUUGAGGAAGAUCAUUUUGUGGAAAAAUACGAAAAGUCGUUAGAAUUGUUGCGGCCACAUCCUAAUUUAAAAGCAUUGAGAGUUUAUGGGUACUUGGGAGUGGGUUUUGCCAGUUGGGUUAAGUCCCUUACUAAUCUUGUUUCUUUAAGAUUAUAUGGAUGUACCAAAUGUCGGCAUCUCCCAGCUUUGCAUGAAUUACCUCAUCUCCAGAAACUUACACUUGAAGACUUGGAUUGCCUGGAGUAUAUUGAUGAUGAUCAGAAUACUGCUACUAGUUGUGACAUAAUACCAUUCUUCCCUUCCCUCAAGGUACUUUUUAUUCUGUGGUGUCCAAAACUAACUUCCAUGCCACUAUUUCCAUCUCUUGAAAGGUUAGUACUACAUGAUACAAGCUCGAAGCCAUUACGUGGGACGAUGAUGAUGGCACAUAAGGAAGCUAGUUCCGGUGCAUCGCCGUCAUCAUCGUUCCAAUCUCUAUCCAAAUUGGUGGAAAUGACCAUUUUGGACAUUGAUGACCUACAAUCUCUUCCACAAGAAGGUGUGGCCUACCUCUCAUCUCUCCAAUCUCUUCAGAUUUUGGGUUGCCCCAAUUUGACGUCAUUGCCAGAAUCUAUCGGCAACCUCUCAUCACUCCGAUCUCUUGAGAUUGGCAGUUGCCCCAAUUUGACGUCAUUGCCAGAAUCUAUCGGCAACCUCUCAUCACUCCGAUCUCUUCAGAUUAGCUAUUGCCCCAAGUUGACGUCAUUGCCAGAAGGCCAGAUGUUACGCGCUUUAAUGAAAUUGUCCAUUAAACGGUGCCCAAUGUUACAACAAAGGUAUAAUAAUACAUCUGGUGUGGACUGGCCCAAGAUUGCCCACAUUCCAAAUGUUGAGUUCGAGUGAAACUCGGAUGCAUGCUACUUGUUUGAAAAUUGUGUUGAUGCUUGUUCAAAAUCAACUAUGAAUCCAUCACACAUAGCACUCAUGGAAUAAGCAACAAUGGCAGUUGAGCUCUGCAACACUCAAACGAGAUUGGAUUGCCUGAAGCUUGAAAACACAAAGCCAUAUCUAACAUGGAAGCUCUACUUGUUGCUGAUGCGGACAAAAACAUCAAUUUAGAGAUUGGCUUGAGAAGCUUCAGUUUGUAUUAUAUGAUGCUGAUAACUUGGUGGAAGAGUUUCACAUUGAAGCUCCCAGGCAUGGAGUGAUAUCAGUUUGGGAAUAAAAUGGCAAAGCAGGUAAGCAUUUUCUUCUCAAACUCAAAUCAAUUUGCUUUUAGGAUUAAGAUGGGUCAUAACUCAUAACAUAAAUGAUGUCAGAGUGACACUAUACGAGAUUACAUGCAAUAGAGGCUUUCACUUGAUUGAAUAGACGACUAUCACCAUUUUCUCAGGCUAUAAACCAAACUAAAUGUUUCUAUUUGUUCUGAGUAAACUUAAUUAAAACUUGGUUUAGCUGUAUUAUGUAUGCCUAUCCUUAAGUAUCUCCUUGUAGAAAUUAGAAAGACCGCAUUCUGGUUUCCACAUUGUUUGUGAUAGUGCAGAUUGUUGUCUAAGAAAUGGAAACUGUGGCAGUUCCAUGUUGAAACAGAGAAUAGUGUGGCAUGACUGAGAAAUAGGUUAUAAAGUUUGGACUGAGCUGAUGACAAAGUUAAUGGAAAUGAUUAGCCAUGGUGUGUAAUUUUGAGUUCCAAGUUUUAUUAUCACUACAAUCCUAUUAUAACACUUUACCUAGCUAGAUCAGGCAUUUACACAAAGUACGUAGUUAAACAUGCUUUUCUUUAUGGUUGCUUACUGUUGAAACAUCUCUAGACUGUUAUGCAAUAUGUUUUAUUUCAUGAUGCAAAUAUGAUUAACGAUAUGUAUUAUAUAUAUUCAAGUUAUGACUAACCUCUGUUCUUGAAUUAUGUUACUGGAUUGGAUUAAACUUUGGAGGUGGGCUGGCUGACUUUGACCUUUGGCUCGGUGAAUAUGGCAAUUAGGCAAGCAUUCUAACUACAACUGUCCGGUGGUACAAGGCAUUAUGACUAACGCCUGUUUUUGAACUAUGUAAGUGGAGAAAAGAUAGGAGAUAAAUAUAUAUCAAGCAGCAGGCAUACCUUUCCUUCUGUUCUUUUCAAAUCAGGUUAAGAAAAUCAUUUCCUUUUACUUAUGAAUAUUCCAAAAUUUGUUGUUUUAAAAAGUACAUAUAUAAUUUUCACUUCUUCUUUUUUCCCUGUGGCAUUUUAAAGUCUUUGAGUUUUUGUUGUUAGAUUGACAACUUGGAGAUGGAAAUAUAACUGAUGUCAAGAACAUGUUCCCGGAAUAACAAUUAUGUUUCUCUCUUUCGCACAAAGAUGUCUUGUUUCCACUGGUUUUACUGAUUUAAUUGUCAACUCAUUCUUGGAUUCCAAUAUGUCAUCGUCAAGUUGCCAAUAUCCAUUCCUGUGCUGGCUUUGAAUUUUAAAGGUUUGAAAAUUGUGUUGAUGCUUGUCCAAAAUCAACUAUGAAUCCAUCACACAUAGCACUCAUGGAAUAAGCAACAAUGGCAGUUGAGCUCUGCAACACUCAAAUGAGAUUGGAUUGCCUGAAGCUUGAAAACACAAACCCAUAUCUAACAUGGAAGCUCUACUUGUUGCUGAUGCGGACAAAAACAUCAAUUUAGAGAUUGGCUUGAGAAGCUUCAGUUUGUAUUAUAUGAUGCUGAUAACUUGGUGGAAGAGUUUCACAUUGAAGGUCCCAGGCAUGGAGUGAUAUCAGUUUGGGAAUAAAAUGGCAAAGCAGGUAAGCAUUUUCUUCUCAAACUCAAAUCAAUUUGCUUUUAGGAUUAAGAUGGGUCAUAACUCAUAACAUAAAUGAUGUCAGAGUGACACUAUACGAGAUGACAUGCAAUAGAGGCUUUCACUUGAUUGAAUAGACGACUAUCACCAUUUUCUCAGGCUAUAAACCAAACUAAAUAUUUCUAUUUGUUCUGAGUAAACUUAAUUAAAACUUGGUUUAGCUGUAUUAUGUAUGCCUAUCCUUAAGUAUCUCCUUGUAGAAAUUAGAAAGACCGCAUUCUGGUUUACACAUUGUUUGUGAUAGUGCAGAUUGUUGUCUCAGAAAUGGAAACUGUGGCAGUUCCAUGUUGAAAAAGAGAAUAGUGUGGCAUGACUGAGAAAUAGGUUAUAAAGUUUGGACUGAGCUGAUGACAAAGUUAAUGGAAAUGAUUAGCCAUGGUGUGUAAUUUUGAGUUCCAAGUUUUAUUAUCACUACAAUCCUAUUAUAACACUUUACCUAGCUAGAUCAGGCAUUUACACAAAGUACGUAGUUAAACAUGCUUUUCUUUAUGGUUGCUUACUGUUGAAACAUCUCUAGACUGUUAUGCAAGAUGUUUUAUUUCAUGAUGCAAAUAUGAUUAACUAUAUGUAUUAUAUAUAUUCAAGUUAUGACUAACCUCUGUUCUUGAAUUAUGUUACUGGAUUUGAUUAAACUUUGGAGGUGGACUGGCUGACUUUGAAGGGUUUACCUUUGGCUCGGUGAAUAUGGCAAUUAGGCAAGCAUUCUAACUACAACUGUCCGGUGGUACAAGGCAUUAUGACUAACGCCUGUUUUUGAACUAUGUAAGUGGAGAAAAGAUAGGAGGUGAAGUAUUUGAAGUUUCAGCAGCUCAUCAGGCACUUAAACCAGUAUAAUCUUACAUGCUUGCAGAAGGAUGGUUUUUAAACAUUCACUAAGAUGCAUUGUUUCUUUAUCUCUUUCCUGGUCUAGAUAAAUAUAUAUCAAGCAGCAGGCAUAUCUUUCCUUCUGUUCUUUUCAAAUCAAAUUGACAACUUGGAGAUGGAAAUAUAACUGAUAUCAAGAACAUGUUCCUGGAAUAAUAAUAGUGUUUCUCUCUUUCGCAUAAAGAUGUCUUGUUUCCACUGGUUUUACUGAUUUAAUUGUCAACUCAUUCUUGGAUUCCAAUAUAUCACCGUCAAGUUGCCAAUAUCCAUUCCUGUGCUGGCUUUGAAUUUUAAAGGUUUGAAAAUUGUGUUGAUGCUUGUUCAAAAUCAACUAUGAAUCCAUCACACAUAGCACUCAUGGAAUAAGCAACAAUGGCAGUUGAGCUCUGCAACACUCAAACGAGAUUGGAUUGCCUGAAGCUUGAAAACACAAAGCCAUAUCUAACAUGGAAGCUCUACUUGUUGCUGAUGCAGACAAAAACAUCAAUUUAGAGAUUGGCUUGAGAAGCUUCAGUUUGUAUUAUAUGAUGCUGAUAACUUGGUGGAAGAGUUUCACAUUGAAGCUCCCAGGCAUGGAGUGAUAUCAGUUUGGGAAUAAAAUGGCAAAGCAGGUGGACUGGCUGACUUUGAAGGGUUUACCUUUGGCUCGGUGAAUAUGGCAAUUAGGCAAGCAUUCUAACUACAACUGUCCGGUGGUACAAGGCAUUAUGACUAACGGCUGUUUUUGAACUAUGUAAAUGGAGAAAAGAUAGGAGAUAAAUAUAUAUCAAGCAGUAGGCAUAUCUUUCCUUCUGUUCUUUUCAAAUCAAGUUAAGAAAAUCAUUUCCUUUUACUUAUGAAUAUUCCAAAAUUUAUUGUUUUAAAAAGUACAUAUAUAAUUUUCACUUCUUCUUUUUUCCCUGUGGCAUUUUAAAGUCUUUGAGCUUUUGUUGUUAGAUUGACAACUUGGAGAUGGAAAUAUAACUGAUAUCAAGAACAUGUUCCCGGAAUAAUAAUUAUGUUUCUCUCUUUCGCAUAAAGAUGUCUUGUUUCCACUGGUUUUACUGAUUUAAUUGUCAACUCAUUCUUGGAUUCCAAUAUAUCAUCGUCAAGUUGCCAAUACCCAUUCCUGUGCUGGCUUUGAAUUUUAAAGUUAGAUGCUUAUAAAAGAGGGCUCAACAGCAGAAACAGAUACGCUGCAAUAGAAGCUUUCAGUUCUUGGUCAGUCGCCAUUGUUCUUGUUUUUCCUUGUAACCUCUUGUUCUUAGUUUUCCUUUCUCUUGGUAUUGUUAAGAAACACUCAGGGUGAGUUUUUUGUGAGAAAGAGAGAGAGAGAGGGUGUAGAGGGGAUUUUGGGUUGGUUUAAGGGUUUGGAGAAAUCUGUACCAAGAGAAAGAAUGUUGCAUCAAGCUUAGUUCAUGGUCAAAGAACUUCUUGGAUUGUGUCACAAACGAUGCAGGUCUAUUCCGGACUAAACCUUGUAAAUUUGUUUGUGCUGAUUAUUUCUUUAGUAUUGAAUUUCCAAUAGUUUUGUUGAUAAGAUACAAGCUUUAAAGCUCAAUCCUGCUCAUCAUCAAGAAAGCACUACAGCUCAGCUCACUCCGUCAGUUUCCACAACCGCAGCUUCCAUCUAAUCAACUUUAACUUCUUUGGUCUUCUAUCAUAUUAGUUGCUGCCAUUUGUCAGUUAUUAUAGUUAGUCAAAAAAUGUUUUUCUGUAUACAGUUUAGUCAAGAUAGAAAGUAUUAUGUCUCUUUUAAUACUCGAUACUCAAUAGAUUGAUCAGUGAGUUUUCUUUUGGCCAAA